This is a messenger RNA of Helianthus annuus (common sunflower), 2295 nucleotides long. RefSeq names its product transcription factor bHLH18. Bases 1056 to 2063 code for a protein of 335 amino acids. Gene Ontology annotation, molecular function: protein dimerization activity. The record is from RefSeq and is a predicted model, not a curated record. Lineage: Eukaryota; Viridiplantae; Streptophyta; Magnoliopsida; Asterales; Asteraceae. The transcript has 5 exons.
GGAAAGGAUACAAGAAAAGCGUGUGUUAGAGAUAUUUAUGUAUAAUUUCUUCUUUUCUAUUAUAAAAAAGCUUAGAAAGGAAAGGAUACAAGAAAAGCGUGUGUUAGAGAUGUUUAUAUGAAGUCUUCUUUGUCAUCUAUAAGUAGAUAAGAUCAUCUCAUACGAGAGACGAAAUUGGGGAAGCCAGUAAACAGAUUUAAAGAGUUUUACCAAGUGCAUAGAACAAAAUACGGUUGGUAUUGUAAAAUGUGCAUCUUUCCACUCUUUCAGUGAAAAGGUAUUAUCCCAAAACCUAUAUCAACAAUUAAUAUUCUAUUCUCCAUGUGAAGAUUGGUCGGAUAAAAUGUUAAAAGACAUUUACGGGUUAGAAAAUGAUUAUUUUACGAACUAUGCAGUAACUUGAUCAUUAUAGAGGUGCUUGUCAUGAUAAUGUUUAUACGGGCAAGGUUUUUUUUUCGAAAUUUUGAAAUUCCUCAGCAUUGCCAGUUUUUUUAUCUUGCUUUCAUAGACUCUAAUUUCUUAGAAGUCUAGAAUUAUGCUGCCCAUUUUGUACAUUAAUCCCAAGCCAGAAACAUAUGUUAGUGGAUCUUAAAGGCUUGGAACUCCAUGAUUGCAAUUCCCAAUUCUUUGCCACAUAAAAAAGUUUUGAUAAUAUACUUCACAUAAUUGUAUAUAAAAUAUUAGAUAUAUACCGAAAGUGUGGAGUUUGUAAUAAAAUUUAGAAUUGAAACUAGUUGUAUGCGCUGGUUUUGAAAAGAUUUUAGACAAAUUAAAGUAUUGUUUGACUUAUUAGAGAGCAAAGAAAAUGUUUGUGGAUAUCAUUGUUUUGACCACAUAAUCUUGAGGACCAUGUAGGCAGUGGAUAUUUGUUUUUAAAAAGUAGUGGUUUUGAGAGGCAUGUUAUAGGUGUUUGGACAACUCUAGUCGCUUCAUUUUCAGGAAGGCUGUUACAUCUAAGAAUUAAUCUCAUAAGAAUAAAAGGACUAAUGAAAAGGUUAUACUAAUCACAUCCUUACGCGUUUUUAGUUGAUCAAGCGUAGCAGCACACACUCAUAAUGGAUAUCCCAUACGGGACAUGGUUUCCUGAGCUGAAUAGCGAAGAUCUUCAUCAGUUCUUGAACCAACAUCAACAAACACACCCUUAUAGUGAGUUUGUGGAUUCAUCUUCUUCACCAAGCUUUGAUGGUUACCAGAAUCUUGUCACAAAAGACCAAACCAUCAAUGCAGCCAUCAUUAGCAGAGAUUUAGAAAAACAAGACUACUACAAGGCUAAUACAACUAGCUCUUUUGCUCCUAUUGGUCGAUCUCCAUCGAGCACAUUCACUAUAUCUUUUGGAGACUCCGCCUCACAAGCAACGAUAAACCAAAAUCAACUCUAUGGAGGGUACACAUUGAAAUUUCAUGAUGCAAUUAAACGUAAAGACGAGAUGAGUCUCAAUGAACUUCUUGGAACCAUAGAAGUCCCUAAAAGGGUUUCCAGCACAAGAAGAAACCAUAGACAAGCCCAAGAGCAUAUCUUGGCUGAAAGGAAGAGAAGGGAGAAGUUGACUCAGCGCUUCAUUUCUUUGGCUGCUCUCCUACCUGAAGUUAAAAAGAUGGACAAGGCCACAGUGCUGGAAGAUGCAAGUAAAUACAUAAUAGAUCUUCAAAACCGAGUGAAGGAACUCGAAGAAACAUCAAUUAUUGGGAAAACUGUCAUCCAGGAAUCAACUACAUCUUCAAUGAGCAAAUCCAAGUCGCAGGGUGGUCAUGAACUAGAGGUGGCUUCUUUUGAUCCCGAGACAAACUCUUCACCUAGUAAUGCUGCCUUUAAUCCUGGGAUAAAAGUAAGAAUAUUAGGAAGCAACGUACUAGUAAGAAUUUACUGCCAUGGAAAUCAGUCGCUUGCAUUGAAAGCCCUCACUGAAAUGGAGAGACUUCAUUUCACUGUCAUGUGUAAUAGUGUUCUUCCAAUAUCUGCUACUGCUGCUCUAAUAACCAUUAUAGCUCAGAUGAGUGAAGACUUAGCCGUGACAGCCAGGGAUCUCUUAAAAUGCUUGCGAUUAUCUCUUUCAAAUUUUUGAUGACGUUUGGUUGAUCCGAAGAAUUGAAUAGUCUAGUACAAGUUUUUAACCUUCUAUUGUUGUGAGGUAGUUAUUUCUUAAACAGCAGGCUAUCUUUUUCAUUCUUAUCUUUUCAGUAUUUCGGACAUAUGGUUAAAACUUUUUGGGUUUACAUCUCUGCUUUAGUUGAAUUUUAUUAUAUAUUUUUUCCAUGUAAUUCUUUUUGUUACUAUAAAACUAUUUAAAAAGGGAA